CGGCUUCGUGUCGCCGUCGGCACUCUCGGCGCUGGGUGACCGAGCGUUCGGUUGGCGCUCGGCUGGAGUUCGGGUGUCGUGGGGCCUAAGUCGCUGCUGGUGGGCAGGCGAAGUGUCAGUAACUGUUUAACCCGCGAGCGCACCAUAUUACUUUGCUCUAAAAAACAGCUCCAGAGCCCCACCAGAAUAAAAAAUAAAAAAGAGAACAACUACGCGCCUUAUGUUAAAUAUAUUUACUUUUUUUUUAAGUUUUGCCAUUGAAGCAAAAACACAAAAAAACCAAACCAAAAAAGAGAUUAGAACUUUUUUGGAUGAGUGAAGAACAAAGGGGAGUGCGGAGGAGGAGAGUAGUGCGUGAUAAGGGAUCUACCCGCCGCUAAUCACCCGCACACCCACACCCACACCCACCCAAAAGGGCGGUCCGAGAUCAAAGUGAGUCCGAGAUCAUCGAAGUGCUUUGAAUUUUGCCGUCGGUGACGAAUGCAUUUGCAUCUCCUGGUGGCAGCCGCGACGCCUCCAGCUGAUCAUACGGGUGGUGUGGUAGACGCCGCCACCGAGGCAACUCUGACCAGUGUUGCGAAUAGUGGGCCAAGUACCCAAUCCGAUCCCUAUCCGAGUAGCAUCAUCCCGGUUGGCAGCAUCCCGGCGGUUAAUUGGACGACCACCAGUGUGGCGCCCGUCAGCAUCGCCGGUCCCGGCCGCCUGGCUCGCAGCAUCAACGGCAGCAGCGGCGGCGGCAGCAUCAGCAGCAGCAACGGCAGCCAUCACCAUCAUCACCUGCACCAUCACUACGCCCCCUAUCACGCCGCCGCCUACCACCCGCAUCAUCCGUACUCGUACCACCACCCGCCGCCGGGCACCCCCACCCCCACGGCCGCAGCCGCAACGGCAGCCGGUGACAUCGCCACUGCCCAUCCGCCGCCCGCCUCGCAUCCGCCCGUUAUGGUCACCUCGUCGUCCGCCUCGCCCACCGGAAACGGCUGGACCAGCACAGGGGAUUUCAAGGGUCUGACUGCCGUGCCCGCCGUGGUGGCCGCCACGGGCGCCAGUGGUGGCAAUUCCGCCGGUGGCACCACCGCCAAAGUCCUGGCCAUUUCCAGUAGCGCCAGCGUGGGCAGCAGCUCGCCAACAGGUGGCGCCAGCAAUGGCACUGCCCAUAGUGGACACAGUGGCAGUACAACUAGCAACAGUGGCAACAACAACAACAAUAACUCCAAUAGCAACAACAACUCGAACAGCAACAACAACAACAAUGCCCUGCACCAGGACCUGAAGUGGAUGGAGAGGCUGGUGAUGAAGCGACAGCAGGAGCAUCCGGGGGAACUGGUGCGCACGAGCAAUCCUUACUUCUUGUGCUCCGCCCUGCCCUCCCAUUGGCGCUCCAACAAGACGCUCCCGCUGGCCUUCAAGGUCGUCGCUCUGGCGGAAGUGGGCGAUGGCACCUAUGUCACGAUCCGGGCCGGGAACGACGAGAACUGCUGCGCCGAACUCCGCAACUGUACCGCCCAGAUGAAGAACGACGUGGCCAAGUUCAAUGACCUCCGGUUCGUGGGCAGAAGCGGCAGAGGGAAGAGCUUCACGCUGACCAUCACUGUGGCGACCAGUCCGCCCCAGGUGGCAACUUACGCCAAAGCCAUCAAGGUGACCGUCGAUGGACCCCGGGAGCCCCGCUCCAAGACAAGUCCUACGGGUGGCCCCCACUACCGUGCCCUGGGCCUGGGCCAGCGUCCCUACAUCGACGGCUUCCCCAAGUCGCUCCACGAGCUGGAGGCACUGCGUCGCACCACCAAAGCGGUAACCACGGCGGCCGCGGCAGCAGCUACAGCGGCAACAGCCGCUACUGCGGUGGCGGCGGCCGCAGCAGCCGUGGCGGUCAGUCCCGCUGGCGGAGGCGGUGGUGGCACAGUAGGCGUGGUCGGGGGAUCGGGAGCUGGUCUGGUGCAACAAUUGAACAGCAAUUACUCAUCGCCGAAUAGUACAAUCAACUCGGAUUGCCAGGUUUAUAAACCGAAUGCGCCGCAUAUUCAAGAAACCGACCUGAUGGGAGCCGGCGAAUGGACAGGAUCGACCAGCACUGCGGCGGCCUACUACCACAGCCAUGCCCACCACCACCCACACGCCCAUCAUCCGCACGCUCAUCCCCACGCCCACCUGCACCAACACCAGAUGGCGCUGCCACCGCCCCCGCCACCCCCGGCGGCCGCUCCUGUCUCGGUGACGGGAAAUGGCGCCACCAUGGGUGUGGGCAUGGGUAUGGGUGUCGGAGUCGGGAUGGGCAUGGGAGCCAUGAAUCCCUACGGCGGCUAUGACGCCACCAACUCCCUGGAGGCCGGGAACUACGCGGCUCACCUGCCGGCCGUCCUCCCAGAGAUGCACGGACAUGGCUUCGCCACGGAUCCGUAUCAGACGGCGGGCUAUGCCACCGGGACGGGUGGCGUGGCCACGGGAGGCGGCGGCAACGCGGUCGGCAAUGCCGGUGGCUCCAAAUCGGAACUGGACUACGGAGGAGGCUACAACCAGGCGUGGUCGAACGGAUAUCAGAACUACCAGUACGGCAGUUGCUCCGCCACGUCACAGUACGGACCGCAGACGGCGGCGGCGCCACCACCACCUCCCCCGCCCCCCGUGGUGCUCUAUCCGCAACUCUACUCGACCGUCAACCAGAACCAGAUCCACCUGCACCUGCACAGCAGCGAGAAGCUGGAACAGUACCUGGGCACGGCCGCCGGCGGAGGGGAGCAGUUGACGAUUAGCUCCCUCACCGGGAGCAGCAGAUCCAGCAUAGAAAUCGCCCAGGAUCCGUACCAGCAUCACCAGCAGCAGCAGCAUCAUCAGCAUCCGCAUCCCCAGCAGACGGAGCAACAGGUAGUGCCCGGAGGAGGAGGGACUGGUGGUGGCGGUGGCGGUAGCGGCGAUGUGGUGGAGUCUCCCCGGGAGGAGGACGUGGGCGAUCUCACCCCGGUGUGGCGACCCUAUUGACCCAACCGGAUAACCCGCACCAUACCACCGCACUACCCACAUCCGCACACCCACCCCCACCCACAACUGCAUCCGCACCCACAUCCGCAAC
This is a messenger RNA of Drosophila ananassae, 3070 nucleotides long. Its product is annotated as protein lozenge. Gene Ontology annotation, molecular function: DNA-binding transcription factor activity, RNA polymerase II-specific; ATP binding; RNA polymerase II cis-regulatory region sequence-specific DNA binding. Gene Ontology annotation, cellular component: nucleus. Lineage: Eukaryota; Metazoa; Arthropoda; Insecta; Diptera; Drosophilidae. Bases 481 to 2979 code for a protein of 832 amino acids. The transcript has 6 exons. Gene Ontology annotation, biological process: regulation of DNA-templated transcription. The record is from RefSeq and is a predicted model, not a curated record.